UUUUAACUAUAGUGCGCAGAUUACAUGAGGAAGUUGGAAGAUAUACUUGGCAUCUCCUUUAUAGUGCCAAGAGUGAGGGUGACGAGUCGGGUAUUCUUUAAACAAAGUUAAACGGAAUUUGAACCGGUUUAUGUUAAAGACAAUAUAAACUUGUAACUUAUGCCAAAUUCAGCAGCAAAUGUUGAUUGGCCAAAAAAUCAAUUAUUCGUUUUUAUUGAAUAAAAUUCACUGUGUAUUUAAAUUAUAACUUUAAUCAAUUUUAAACAUCUGAUUCUCAACAGUUUGCAAAAAACGGUGUUUUGAAAAGGAAAUACAGUAACAGUAUUGUUCGAUAAUUUUUUGUGCGACAGAGUACGACCGUGAAUUAAGCUGUCAUCUUUUUAUGUUAUUUAAAAAAAGUUAUUUGACAGCUACCCCGAUAGUGCUAUAGAUGUUUUCCUUUCAAUUUCAACGAUGCUGUUACGGAUUAUAAUCGCAUCUCUCAGUUUAAGUUUAACCAUUGCUGGUACGUGCUAUUAUUAUUCAACAUGUGGAACAAAAUGCUACCGAACACAAAAAUAUUAUAGCAGCUGUUUUAUAUGGCAAUGUUCGAGAUAUAGGUAUGUGUCGUUUUAUUGCUAUGAGCAGUGUAGAAAAAGUAAGUGCUGUAGUGGAUGGCAGGGGUACAGCUGCACGACCGACAUAAAUGAAUGCAACUCAUAUAACGGUGGCUGCCAGCAUCACUGUAGCAAUACCAGGGGGUCAUAUUACUGCUACUGCAAGUCAGGAUAUUCCUUGAUGUAUGACAAAAGGAAAUGUACAGAUAUAAAUGAGUGUGGUACAGACAGGGGAGGUUGUCAGCAUUAUUGUAGAAACACAGUUGGUUCGUUUAUUUGCUCCUGUAGAUCCGGAUAUACUUUAGCAAGUGAUAACAAGAAAUGUGUUGAUACAAAUGAAUGUGACACAAAUAAUGGUGGCUGUCAACACACAUGUCGCAACACAUAUAGAUCAUUCAACUGCUACUGUAGGUCAGGAUAUUCUCUAAUGUCAGAUGGGAAAAAGUGCAUGGAUAUAGACGAAUGUCGUGGUAACAGAGGCGGUUGUCAGCAUAAUUGUAAUAACACAGCUGGCUCGUACUUUUGCUCCUGCAGAUCUGGUUAUUUGCUGACAUCUGACAAAAGAACCUGCACAGACAUUGAUGAGUGCCAAACAGAUGAAGAUGUUUGUCAGCAUAAAUGUAGCAACACAGUUGGUUCGUUCAUUUGCUCCUGUAGAUCGGGUUAUUUACUUGCAAGUGACAAAAGAAAAUGCAAUGAUAUAAAUGAAUGUGACACAAACAAUGGUGACUGUCAACACACAUGUCGCAACACAUAUGGAUCAUUUAACUGCUACUGUAGGCCAGGAUAUUCUCUAAUGUCAGAUGGGAAAAAGUGCAUGGAUAUAGACGAAUGUCGUGGCAACCGAGGCGGUUGUCAGCAUAAUUGUAAUAACACAGCUGGCUCGUACUUUUGCUCCUGCAGAUCUGGUUAUUUGCUGACAUCUGACAAAAGAACCUGCACAGACAUUGAUGAGUGCCAAACAGAAGAAGAUGUUUGUCAGCAUAAUUGUAGCAACACAGUUGGUUCGUUCAUUUGCUCCUGUAGAUCGGGUUAUUUACUUGUAAGUGACAAGAGUAAAUGCAAUGAUAUAAAUGAAUGUGACACAAACAAUGGUGACUGUCAACACACAUGUCGCAACACAUAUGGAUCAUUUAACUGCUACUGUAGGUCAGGAUAUUCUCUAAUGUCUGAUAGGAAAAAGUGCAUGGAUAUAGACGAAUGUCGUGGCAACCGAGGCGGUUGUCAGCAUAAUUGUAAUAACACAGCUGGCUCGUACUUUUGCUCCUGCAGAUCUGGUUAUUUGCUGACAUCUGACAAAAGAACCUGCACAGACAUUGAUGAGUGCCAAACAGAUGAAGAUGUUUGUCAGCAUAAUUGUAGCAACACAGUUGGUUCGUUCAUUUGCUCCUGUAGAUCGGGUUAUUUACUUGCAAGUGACAAGAGUAAAUGCAAUGAUAUUGAUGAAUGCAAAUUAGGAAGUUCUGGCUGUGAUCAUGAGUGUCAUAACACACCUGGCACCUAUCACUGUGAGUGUAAGGAUGGAUUUCAUUUGGACACCGACAAUCAAACUUGUAAUGAUAUAGAUGAAUGUUCCAUUGAUAAUGGUGGAUGCAGCCAUAAUUGUAACAAUGGGAAUGGAACAUUUGAGUGCAGCUGUAAAGACGGAUAUGCUCUUGGUAAAGAUUUGACUUCUUGCAAUGACAUAGAUGAAUGUUCCGAUGCUAAUGGCGGAUGUGAUCAGAUAUGCGACAAUCUUAACGGUUCCUUUGCUUGUGGCUGCUUUGGUGGUUAUGGUUUACUGAAUGACAGUGUUUCAUGUGUGGACAUAGAUGAGUGUGAGAUUGAGAACGGUGAAUGUGACCAUACAUGUUCCAAUAAUGACGGUUCGUUUAACUGUUUAUGCGACAAUGGGUACUCUAUUCAGGGUGAUAAUUCAACGUGCGUGGACAUCGAUGAGUGUAAUUUAGGCAACCAUUCGUGUAAACAAUUAUGCAGAAACGAACCAGGAGGUUAUUCUUGCUAUUGUUUUGAUGGAUUUUCUCUCAACAACGACAAUAAAUCAUGUGAUGAUAUAAAUGAGUGUAAAAGUGCAAAUGGUGGAUGUGAACAGAUAUGUUUGAACACCAACGGCUCUUACAUUUGCUACUGUCAGUCAGGAUAUUCCUUGAUGACUGACGGGAAAAGAUGCAUUGAUGUAGAUGAAUGCCUUGCAAGCAAGAGUGGCUGUCAACAUAAUUGUAGGAACACUAUUGGUUCGUUCAUUUGCUCCUGUAGAUCGGGAUAUUUGCUGGCAAGUGACGGAACGAAAUGCAAUGAUGUCGACGAAUGCAAAGCUGCGAAUGAUGGAUGUGAACAUACUUGUCAAAAUACGCUAGGUUCUUACGAAUGCAAAUGUAACCAAGGUUACACUUUGUUGUCAAAUAAAAAAGGAUGCAAUGAUAUUGACGAAUGUAAAUCAGGCAGUUCUGGUUGUGAUCAUAAAUGUCUUAACACACCUGGUACCUAUCACUGUGAGUGCAAUGAUGGUUUUUAUUUGGACAAAAACAAUAGAACUUGUAUUGAUGUAAAUGAAUGUUCCUCUGAUAAUGGUGGGUGCAGCCAUUAUUGUAACAAUGGGAAUGGGACAUAUGAGUGUAGCUGUAAAGACGGAUUUACUCUUGGUGGAGAUUUGACUUCUUGCAAUGACAUAAAUGAAUGCACCGAUGCUAAUGGCGGAUGUAAUCAGAUAUGUAACAAUCAAAACGGUUCCUUUGCUUGUGACUGCUUUGAAGGUUACGCGUUACUGAAUAAUAGUGUUUCAUGUGUGGACAUAGAUGAGUGCGAAUCUGUGAACGGCGGAUGUGACCAUAAAUGUGUAAAUGUUGACGGUUCGUUUAACUGUUUAUGUGACAAUGGAUACUUUUUACGGGGAGAUAAUUCAACGUGCGUGGACAUCGACGAGUGUAAAAUAAGCAACAAUACGUGUGAACAGUUAUGCAGAAACGUACCAGGAGGAUAUUCUUGCUCUUGCUUCGAUGGCUUCUUCCUCAACAACGACAAUAUAUCAUGUUAUGAUAUUGAUGAAUGUAAAAGCGCAAAUGGUGGAUGCGAACAGAUAUGUUUGAACACAAAUGGAUCAUUUAAUUGCUUCUGUCGGUUAGGAUAUUCUUUGAUGAAUGAUGGGAGACAAUGCACUGAUAUUGACGAAUGCAAAUCGGGCAUAUCUGGAUGUGAUCAUGAAUGUCAUAACACACCUGGCGCUUAUUACUGUGAGUGUAACGAUGGCUAUUAUUUAGACUUCGACAAUAAAACAUGUAAUGAUAUAAAUGAGUGUUUAUCUGAUAACGGUGGAUGUAGUCAUAAUUGUAACAACGGGAAUGGAACAUUUGCGUGCAACUGUAAAAACGGAUAUGCUCUUGGUUGGGAUUUGACUUCUUGCAAUGACAUAGAUGAAUGUACCGAAGCAAAUGGCGGAUGUAAUCAAAUAUGUAACAAUCAAAAUGGUUCCUUUGCCUGUGGCUGCUUUGAGGGUUAUUCUUUAAUGAAUGACAGCGUUUCUUGUUUUGACAUAGACGAGUGUGAAAUUGAUAAUGGUGGAUGUGAACAUACAUGCAAGAAUUAUCACGGUUCGUUCUAUUGUAUGUGCAAAAAUGGGUACUUCCUGCAAGAAGAUAAUUCAACGUGCGUGGACAUCGAUGAAUGUAAUUUAGGCAACCAUUCGUGUAAACAGUUAUGCAGAAACAAACCAGGAGGUUAUUCUUGCAGCUGUUUUCAUGGAUUUUCCCUCAACCACGACAAUAUAUCAUGUGAUGAUAUUAAUGAGUGUAAAAGUGCAAAUGGUGGAUGUGAACAGCUAUGUUUGAACACCAACGGCUCUUACAUUUGCUACUGUCAGUCAGGAUAUUCCUUAAUGAUUGACGGGAAAAGAUGCAUAGAUAUUGAUGAAUGUAAAUCAGGCAUUUCUGGAUGUGAUCAUGAGUGUCAUAACAAACCUGGCUCUUACCAAUGUAAGUGUAUGGAUGGAUUUUAUUUGGAUACCGACAAUACAACUUGUAAUGAUAUAAAUGAGUGUUCUUUUGAAAAUGGUGGAUGCAGCCAUAUUUGUAUCAACGGGAAUGGGACAUAUGAGUGCAGCUGUAAAGACGGAUAUGCUCUUGGUGGAGAUUUGACUUCUUGCAAUGACAUAGAUGAAUGUUCCGAUGCUAAUGAUGGAUGUAAUCAGAUAUGUAAGAAUCAAAACGGUUCCUUUGCGUGUGACUGCUUUAAGGGUUAUGAGUUACUGAAUGAUAGCUUUUCAUGUGUGGACAUAGAUGAAUGUGAAAUUGAGAACGGUGGAUGUGACCAUACAUGUUCCAAUAAUGACGGUUCGUUUAAUUGUUUAUGCAACAAUGGGUACUCUAUUCAGGGGGAUAAUUCAACGUGCGUGGACAUCGAUGAAUGUAAGGUAGGAAACCAUUUGUGUGAACAGUUGUGCAGAAACAAACCAGGAGAAUAUUCAUGCUAUUGUUUUGAUGGAUUUUCCCUUAGCAACGACAAUAGAUCAUGUGAUGAUAUUAAUGAAUGUUACAUUGCAAAUGGCGGAUGUGAACAGAUAUGUUUGAACAUCAACGGCUCUUUUAUUUGUGACUGUCAAACAGGAUAUUCCUUGAUGACAGACGGGAAAAGAUGCAUUGAUAUUGAUGAAUGUAAAUCAGGCAUUUCUGGAUGUGAUCGUGAGUGUCAUAACACACCUGGCACUUACCACUGUAAGUGUAUGGAUGGAUUUUAUUUGGAUACCGACAAUACAACUUGUAAUGAUAUAAAUGAGUGCUCUUUUGAUAAUGGUGGAUGCAGCCAUUAUUGUAACAACGGGAAUGGGACAUAUGAGUGCAGCUGUAAAGACGGAUAUACUCUUGGUGGAGAUUUGACAUCUUGCAAUGACAUAGAUGAAUGUAAUGAAGCUAAUGGCGGAUGUGAUCAGAUAUGUAAGAAUCUAAACGGUUCCUUUGCUUGUGCCUGCUUUAAGGGUUAUUCGUUACUGAAUGAUAGUGUUUCAUGUGUGGACAUAGAUGAAUGUGAAAUUGAGAACGGUGGAUGUGACCAUACAUGUUCCAAUAAUGACGGUUCGUUUAACUGUUUAUGCGACAAUGGGUACUCUAUUCAGGGUGAUAAUUCAACAUGCGUGGACAUCGACGAGUGUAAUUUAGGCAAUCAUUCGUGUGAACAGUUAUGCAGAAACGUACCAGGGGGAUAUUCUUGCUCUUGUUUCGAUGGCUUCUUCCUCAACAACAACAAUAUGUCAUGUAAUGAUAUUGAUGAAUGUAAAAGCGCAAAUGGUGGAUGCGAGCAGAUAUGUUUGAACACCAACGGAUCAUGUAGUUGCCACUGUCGAUUAGGAUAUUUAUCAACGGAUGAUGGAAGAAACUGCCUAGAUGUUGACGAAUGUAGAUCAGGUAUUUCUGGAUGUGAUCAUGAGUGUCAUAACACACCUGGCGCUUACCUUUGUGAGUGUAAGGAUGGAUUUUAUUUGGACACCGACAAUAAAACUUGUAAUGAUAUAAAUGGGUGUCUGUCUGAUAAUGGUGGAUGCAGCCAUAAUUGCCACAACGUGAAUGGAUCAUAUGAGUGUAGAUGUAAAGUCGGAUAUUUUCUUGAUCGGGAUUUGACUUCUUGCAAUGACAUAGAUGAAUGUUCCGAUGCUAAUGGCGGAUGUGAUCAGAUAUGCAACAAUCAAGAAGGUUCCUUCGCUUGUGACUGCUUUGAGGGUUAUGGGUUAUCAAAUGACAAUGUUUCAUGUAUGGACAUAGAUGAGUGUGUCACCAUGAAAGUUGGAUGUGACCAUACAUGUACUAAUAAUGACGGUUCGUUUAAUUGUAUGUGCGAAAACGGGUACUCUAUACUGGAAGACAAUAUAACAUGUGUGGACAUUGAUGAAUGUAAAAUUGGCAACCAUUCGUGUGAACAAUUAUGCAGAAACGAAGAAGGGGGAUAUUCUUGCUACUGUUCCGACGGAUAUUCUCUCAACAAAGACGAUAUUACAUGUGAUGAUAUAGAUGAGUGUGAAGCUGAAAAUGAUGAAUGCGAGCAGAUAUGUGUGAAUAAUCACGGCUCAUUUACUUGCGCGUGUUCCGCCGGAUAUUUUUUCAACUCAAUAACUAAUACGUGUGCUGACAUAAAUGAAUGUGAAGUUGACAAUGGACUUUGCGGUCACAAUUGUACUAAUUUACAAGGUUCUUAUUUAUGUACUUGUUUAAAGGGUUUUGAAAUUCAGGAAAAUAAUCAAGCAUGCAAUGACGUUAAUGAGUGUAACUAUAACGGCCACUGUGAACAGGCCUGUUUCAAUUCUGUUGGGUCAUAUGUCUGUGGAUGUAAACCGGGAUUUUCACUUAACCUUGUGGAUAAUUCCACUUGCAGGGAUAUCGAUGAAUGUGCUAUCAACAAUGGCAAUUGUAGCCAGACAUGCGUUAAUAACUUCGGGUCAUUUGAAUGUUCAUGUUACGCUGGUUAUGUACUUCAAAAAGAUGGUACAACAUGCUUUGAUUUCGAUGAAUGUUCAAAAGACAAUGGGGAAUGUCAAUCGAUAUGCUCUAACACAGAGGGUUCAUUUAAAUGCGGGUGUGACGAGGGGAAAGUACUCAAUGAAGACGGAGUCAGCUGUUAUAAAACAGAAGAACCUUUUAUGAAUUUAACACUCAGAUUAAUUGUUAAUGAAUCAACAAAUUUAGAAGUGGAACAGUUGCUUGACACAUUCUACACGAAAUUAAUCGAGACACCUUUCACUCUGGCACUACAGGAGAUAAGAUCGUCAGGGAAAGAAAAUGACAAAGUUGAGAUUGCUGUAAGUUAUACAGUUCGUUUAACAGAAGUGCUUUAAGCAUUUCGGAGAGAGAAAUAUUGUUACAAAGGACAGUCAGUCUUGUUGAAUGGAGUGAAAUGCAGUUUAACGGAGAAAAUAUUCUAGCGAAACUAGAUUUGCCAGAGGAUGGAAACGGACUUUGUGAAUUGCAUAAGUUAAUAAAUGGCGACUGCGAACCCGGAUAUUAUUGUCAAGUAAAUGGAAACACGCCUCGCUGUCGAGAAAUACAGCACUUCGAAAACUCCAAACUAAGUGGACUGAUGAUUUACAUUGGCCCAGUUCUUGCAGCCAUUGUAAAUAUUGUGUUAGCAGUUACAAUUUGGAUUUGCAUACGCAAGAAAAGAAAGAAAAUUGAUAUUCCAAGUACCAAUGACAAUCAGCAAAGAUCUUCUACAAUACUGAACGAGCUAGCAGACGAACCACAAAAAUUGGACGCUAGAGGGGAGUCUACGGAAGAAAUCUCUUCAAGUGAGCUAGAACAGAGCACACUAAAUGAAAGUGAAAAUGCAUUGUAAAAAUGCUCAUUAAUGCAUGUACAUUUCAUGUAAACGCUUUAUCUAAGAAACCUUUCUGUUUUAUCUAAUAAAUUAUAAACUGUUUAUGAAUUUGAUUGUUGUAGAAAAUUUUGAUUUAAUUAUAAAUGUUGUAAUCAGUAUUUGUAAAAAAAUAUAAAAUAUAUCUAUAUAUAGGAAAAAAGUUUUACAAAAUUGGGAAAAACAGAAUCCUAGAACGCCAAAAAAUGGCAAAAUUGAAAAUGUUGCAGGUCGAUUGUUUGAUUAAGGCUGUUAAUAGAGAUUGGUAAAAUAGAUAAUUACAAUCAAUUGUUUUUUUUUUAACUAAAUUUGCUGUUCAAGUAAAGGUCAUGCAAUUAUCCGUUGUCACAAUUGAUAUCAAAUGGUACAAUUUUAGUAUAAAACUAUCUAAUAUACUUAUGAAUAAAUAUGAAUCAGAAUUUUCUAAACAGUUUUCUUUUACUUUAUAAAAUUUUUGCUUUAAACUAUUUUACUCAUAUUGCACGUAUCCGUUUUUAUGUAAAUUUUGAUUGUUACACAGUGAAAUGUUAAAUGUUUGCCUUCACGAUUUAUAUUCCUUAGUAUAGAUAUUGUUGUUUUUCUGUUUGAAUUAUUUGACAUGAAUUAAUUAAUAAAACAUUUUUAGUGUUGAUAUUAAUACAAACAUUGAUAAGUCAUAUUCAGUUCAAUACGAGUAAUAUCAACUAAUCAAAACUUAUUAAAGAUUUUUGUGCACUGCUUUUAUGAUCCAGUUCUUAAAAUGUAUUUAGACGAAAGAACAAGAUCAGUGUUAGAUCAGAAAGUCCUUAUUAACAACAAUGUUUACCAUAUAUAGUAAUAUAUUUGAUAACUUGAGUAUAAAAAUGUUGUUUACUACACUUGGAUCUUAAGACUUUAUUUCUUAUAUUAACGUACUUUAAAUGACUGACCUUAUAAAUAAAUAAUGUCAGAAUGUUUUGUUUUUACUGUAUUAUAUCUCAAAAGGAUAUCCUUUUGCCUGACAUCGCUCAAAUUGUGUGGGCUUUGUAUUAAAAUAAUGCUCUGGGAUACAUAAUCUAGUAAUUUGGAAUUUCAAUUAAAAAAUGCUUGUUUAAAAUGCUUGCUUUCUUUAUAUUAUUUUUAGUAUAAUGUUUUAUCACCUGCAAUGUCAAUAAAUUUUGCUGAACAAA
This is a messenger RNA of Ruditapes philippinarum (Manila clam), 9073 nucleotides long. RefSeq names its product fibrillin-1-like. The record is from RefSeq and is a predicted model, not a curated record. The transcript has 35 exons. NCBI's taxonomy places the organism in Eukaryota, Metazoa, Mollusca, Bivalvia, Venerida, Veneridae. Gene Ontology annotation, molecular function: calcium ion binding. Bases 454 to 7410 code for a protein of 2318 amino acids.